This is a messenger RNA of Platichthys flesus (European flounder), 1611 nucleotides long. RefSeq names its product claudin-34-like. The record is from RefSeq and is a predicted model, not a curated record. The transcript is spliced from 2 exons. Lineage: Eukaryota; Metazoa; Chordata; Actinopteri; Pleuronectiformes; Pleuronectidae. Gene Ontology annotation, molecular function: structural molecule activity. Gene Ontology annotation, biological process: bicellular tight junction assembly; cell adhesion. Bases 300 to 1046 code for a protein of 248 amino acids. Gene Ontology annotation, cellular component: plasma membrane; bicellular tight junction.
CAGCAACAUGGGGAAGUGAUCCGGCAUCUGGGAAUAGAAUAAACCCUCUCCUCUCUUUCAGUCUCCCUGUGUCGGGUUUUGAAGACGACUCAUGAGCCGCACUCAGAGGAAGCUGCAGGUGAUUGUUUGCCAGGUUUCCCGGGUGACAAAAGAGCAUCAGGAAAACAAAUCUGUCAGGUGGAGAAGAGCGUAAACAAAAGGGAGAGGCUGAAUGAGCUGGAGUGAGAGAGAUCAACGGGCGGGUGUGACCACAACACCACACCUCGGACUGGGACUGCCUCAGGAUCUGCCGUGGCCCCAUGGUCUACCUGGCUCACACGGCCCACGCCCAGCUCGGCGCCCUCUGGUUGAGCUGCGUGGGCUGGACUCUCACGGCCGUGGCGCUCGGACUCAUCCAGUGGAGGGUCUGGCUGGUGUCUGAAAGUGUCAUCAGCUCCGGCCUGGCCUGGGUGGGCAUCUGGAGGACCUGCUUCUACAGCCACACCCUGGUGUCCGCGGGGUUCAAGGUCAUGCACUGCAGGUACAUCGGCCUGACCGAGGCCUUCACACCACCGGAGAUUCGGGCGGGUCAGGUUCUCAUGGUGCUGUCCCUGCUGGCGGGGCUUUGUGGGAACGCCAGCGGAGUUUACGCCCUGAGGAACGUCUACUUCGGGAUUGGGAAAGAAACGCCAUUGCGCUUGUCCUUCUCCACCGCUGGAGCUCUGUGCCUGUUGGCUGCUUUGAUGUCUCUCAUCCCUCUGGUGUGGAAUCUGACCUCAGUGGUGACCAAUCAGAACAUCAGCUUCCCCCCUGAGUUCAAAAUGCCCCAGGGGCCGGAUUCCCAGUAUGCGGGGUGCGGCAUAGGGGUCGGGAUGGUGGGAACAAUCAUGAUGAUUGUCUCUGGGAUUAUUUUCUGUAUGUACAAAAUACCAGCGAGGCCUCAGCGCGAGAUCCAGCCAUCUCUCAAAGAACAGGCGCACGUGGACAGGUCAUCACGUGCACAACCUGCGCCUGACAGUCAGGGGGGGGGAAACAACCCAGCGUUUGAGGCCCACGAACACUUGUGAUCAGACCACAGAGGAAACACAUGUUGAGAUAUUCACAGUUUAAAAGGCUGUUUACAUUGUGUCAAGUUGGACAAGUUGUGUGUCUCUUGCGCCAUAAGCUGAGUUUAUGUUUCAGCAACACUGCAGCUCUUUGAUUCCAGUGACUCACCUGCUUUCACGCCCACAGGAGGGUUGAAUUGAAUGAUUCACCUCGUUUACUGCAAAUUAACUUGACGCCUCAACUGUGACAAAAAACAGAAGCACAUUGGUUGGAAUUCGGAAAACACCAACUGAAAUACUGGCCUAAUAACACUUUGGUGAUGUAUUAAAUGUUAACGACAGUAACGUCGGUGAGCGAUGUGAGACAGAUUUAAUGUAGCUGUCAUUAUAAUCAAGCUGUAAGGCUUUUUAUCUUAGUCUGUUACACAAAUGUGUGCAUAUCAAAUGCACAUCAUAACUUAGGCUGUAAAAAAGUAUUGUAUUGUGUCAAUGUCCUUCCCUUCCUCCUCAGAUUUUGAAGCUUUUUGCAUUAUUAAUUCAAAAAUGUUUUACUGUAUUAAUUGUGUUCCAUAUUUGGACUCAAAUA